Medicago truncatula (barrel medic) is the source of this 4611-nucleotide messenger RNA. RefSeq names its product disease resistance protein RUN1. The transcript has 5 exons. Gene Ontology annotation, biological process: defense response; signal transduction. Lineage: Eukaryota; Viridiplantae; Streptophyta; Magnoliopsida; Fabales; Fabaceae. The record is from RefSeq and is a predicted model, not a curated record. The coding region runs from base 249 to 2963 and encodes 904 amino acids. Gene Ontology annotation, molecular function: ADP binding.
UCAAUGAUCUAAAAAAUACUGUCUCUUGUAAUAAAGACGGGAGAGAGUAUUUUACUCGGAAAAUGUGAGGAUCACUUUUGGAUUGCCAUAUAAUUAUAAGCCAUGUUGGCUAAGAAUGCAAGCUGAGAAAGUUAACAUUUAUUCCAAACCGCGCGACCCAGUUUUGAGUAUAAAUGCUUGAUUCAAUGAUUCAUGUCUAUAGAGUCAGCGAGUCAGUCCCCUGUCUGUGAUCACCCAUUUUCUUAGCAAUGGAUAGACGACGAUAUCGUCCUCGCCGUCCUAUUCCUUCUCCUCCUUCUACUCCUUCUCCUCCUCUUCAUUCGUCUUCUUCAAUACCCAGAAACGAAUGGUUAUACGACGUGUUCAUCAAUUUCAGGGGAAAAGACACUCGCAACAAUUUUGUUUCUCAUCUCUAUGCCGCACUCACAAAUGUUCGAAUUAACACUUUUCUUGACGAUGAGGAGCUUGGAAAGGGAAACGAGCUUGGACCAGAAUUAUUGCAAGCAAUACAAGGUUCACAGAUGUUCAUCGUUGUUUUCUCAGAAAACUACGCUCGUUCUAGUUGGUGUCUUGAUGAACUGUUACAAAUCAUGGAAUGCCGGGCAAAUAAGGGUCAGGUUGUUAUGCCCGUGUUUUACGGUAUUUCCCCUUCCGAUAUACGUCAACUUGCUUUGCGACGUUUUGGAGAAGCUUUCAAUAACAACACAGAUGAGUUGGAUCAGCUUAUUUAUAUGGCACUCAGCGAUGCUUCGUAUUUGGCUGGUUGGGAUAUGAGUAAUUACAGUAAUGAAAGCAAUACUGUGAAGCAAAUUGUUAGCCAAGUUUUGACAAAACUAGACAAAAAAUACUUACCUCUCCCGGAUUUUCCAGUUGGACUAGAAUCCCGUGCGGAACAAUCUAUUCGGUAUUUAAGACAUAAUUCAGAUGGAGUUUGUUUAGUAGGGAUUUGGGGAAUGGGAGGGAUUGGCAAAAGCACCAUUGCCAAAGUCAUCUACAAUAAUCUUUGUUAUGAAUUUGAAGAUCAAAGCUUCCUUGCUAAUAUUAGAGAAGUUUGGGAGAAAGAUAGGGGUAGAAUCGAUUUACAAGAACAACUUCUUUCAGAUAUCCUCAAAACAAGGAAGAUAAAGGUGCAUAGUGUUGAGUUUGGAAAAGCUAUGAUUAAGGAACGACUUGUCACAAAACGGGCACUUGUUGUACUUGAUGAUGUGAGUGAGUUUGAUCAAUUCAAUUCAUUAUGCGGAAAUCGAAAUGGGAUUGGUCCAGGAAGUAUAAUAAUCAUCACAACAAGAGAUGUACGUCUACUUGAUAUCCUUGGAGUUGACUUUAUAUAUGAAGCGGAGGGAUUGAAUUCGGUUGAGUCCCUUGAGCUUUUCAGUCAGCAUGCGUUUAGGGAGACAAGUCCAAUAGAAGGUUUCCUUAUUCUUUCAAGAUAUGUAGUUGCCUAUUGUGGUGGACUGCCACUAGCUCUUGAAGUCCUUGGAUCUUACUUGUUCAAGAGGAGAAAACAAGAGUGGCAGAGUGUAUUAUCAAAGCUAGAAAAGAUACCUAAUGAUCAAAUACAUGAGAAACUAAAAAUAAGCUUUGACGGUUUAAGGGAUCAUAUGGAAAAGGAUAUAUUUCUUGAUGUGUGUUGUUUCUUUAUCGGUAAGGAUAGAGCAUAUGUCACAAAUAUACUAAAUGGUUGUGGACUUCAUGCUGAUAUUGGAAUAACAGUGCUGAUUGAGCGAAGCCUAAUAAAAAUUGAAAAGUAUAACAAGCUUGGAAUGCAUGAUUUACUGCGAGACAUGGGACGAGAAAUUGUCCGUGAAAGUUCACCUGAGGAGCCUGAAAAGCGUAGUCGAUUGUGGUAUCAUGAGGAUGUAGUUGAUGUACUGACCGACCAUACUGGAACAAAAGCCAUCGAGGGAUUGGUUAUGAAGUUGCAAAGGUCCAGUAGAGUUGGUUUCGAUGCAAUCGGUUUUGAGAAAAUGAAGAGAUUGAGAUUGUUGCAACUUGAUCAUGUACAAGUCAUUGGAGACUAUGAGUGUUUUUCAAAACACCUGAGUUGGCUUUCUUGGCAAGGAUUUCCUUUAAAAUACAUGCCAGAAAACUUUUAUCAGAAAAAUCUAGUUGCUAUGGACUUAAAACACAGUAAUCUUACACAAGUUUGGAAAAGGCCUCAGAUGCUAGAGGGACUGAAGAUCCUAAAUCUCAGUCAUUCAAUGUACUUGACAAGCACCCCUGACUUUUCAAAAUUACCGAACCUAGAAAAUCUCAUUAUGAAAGAUUGUCAAAGUUUGUUUGAAGUACACUCGUCCAUUGGAGAUCUCAAGAAGCUUCUCCUGAUAAAUUUCAAGGACUGUACAAGUCUUAGAAAUCUCCCAAGAGAGAUCUAUCAAUUGACAUCGGUGAAAACUUUCAUUCUUUCUGGUUGUUCAAAGAUUGAAAAAUUGGAAGAAGAUAUAGUGCAAAUGAAAUCAUUGACAACCCUAAUUGCAGCAAAAACUGGUGUCAAACAAGUUCCUUUUUCGAUUGUUAAAUCAAAAAACAUUGGAUAUAUAUCCCUAUGUGAAUAUGAAGGUUUAUCACGUGAUGUUUUUCCUUCUAUCAUUUGGUCUUGGAUGUCACCAAACAUGAAUUCCUUAGCACAUAUUCCCCCCGUUGGUGGCAUGUCAAUGUCUCUUGUUUGCUUGGAUGUAGAUAGUAGAAAUUUGGGUUUGGUCCAUCAAUCACCAAUACUUAGCAGCUAUUCAAAACUUAGAAGUGUUUCAGUACAAUGUGACUCAGAGAUUCAACUGAAACAAGAAUUCAGAAGAUUUCUUGAUGAUAUAUAUGAUGCAGGUCUUACUGAAUUUGGAACAUCACAUGGAUCACAAAUUUUGGAUCUUUCCUUGAGAUCUCUUUUGUUUGGAAUCGGAAGUUGCCACAUAGUCAUCAAUACUCUUCGGAAGAGCUUAUCAGAGUUUAAGCAGAAACAAACUUAGAUUAAUGGAUAAGCACGAGAAUUGCUUGGCUUCUAGAUACUGCUAUCUUCUAAAGGCCCGCACAAGAUGGUGGAAGGUUCAACGAUACCAUUCUUGAACGUCAAGAAUGAGUGUUGUGAGCUUGACAAUGGCCAUGUCAGAAGGUCUGCUAGUUGGCAAGUUGGAAUGUGAAGAACCUGUAAUUGGUUGGCAUGGACAAGAUCACGGACAAAGUGAUAAUCAAUGGAAAGAUGCCUUCAUUCUUGAAUGAAAAACUGGAUUGGCACAAAGAUAAGUGGCUCCAAGAUUAUCCGAGUGUAUGGUUGGCUUUUUUGUUAGCCGGCAAUGAAGUUCUGCGAGUAGCUUUUGUAACCAAAUAAUUUCAUGAGUAGUUGAUGCAAUGGUUCUAUAUUCAGCUUCUGUUGAAGAUUUAGCAGCAGUUCUUUGUUUUUUGGAAUAUCAUGAAAUUGGGUUGGAGCCAAAAUAGAAUAUGCAGGCAGCUGUAUAGAUUUGUAGUCAAUCCGAUCGCUAGCCUAAUUGGCAUCACAGAAGGCCAACAAAGUUUUCAUGAGUGAGGUGAAGACCUUGGUGAUUGUUCCCUUUAGGUAUAGCAAAACAUGUUUUGCUACUUUUGCUACUUGUAAGUGGAGUGACGUUUGGUAUUGAGAUAAUCGAUUGACAGAAGGAUCUAUCAGGUCUGGUUAGAGAAAAAUAUUUAAGUGAUCCAAUUAUUUUCCGAUAGGAAGUGACAUCACAUACGGGUGUAUCUGUCGGUGUGAUGAGAGAGCACAAAAUGGAUAUCAGUGUGGACACGGGCUUUGAUUCGUCCAUGGUUGUUGAUUCAAGCAGGUCUCAAAUGUAGGGCAUGCUGGGAUAGAAACAUAUCAUUGUUUGUUGGCACGAAUUCUACACCCAAAAAAAAAGACUUGGAGUGCCAAGACUUUUCAAUGAGAACUUGUUGAAUAGGGAAUGUUGAAAUAGACUAAGAAAAAUAUGAUCAUUUCAUGUGAGAGGAAUAUCAUCGACGUACACCAAAAAAUAAGCAAAAGUGUUAGCUUUAACAUAAAUAAACAAUGAUGUAUCAGAUUUAGCAUUUUGAAAGUUGUAACCAAGGAGAAAUUUUUGGAGUGCCUGAAACCAUGCUUGAGGUGCUUGUUUGAGCCCAUACAGGGACUUACGUAAUUUGCAAACUUGAUUGGGGUGUUGGGGAUGAACAAAGCCAUAUGGCUGCGACAUGUAGAUAGUUUCCGAAAAAUGCCAUAUGGCUGCGACAUGAAGAUAGUUUCAGAAAUUAUUCCAUUUAAGAAAGCAUCGUUGACAUCCAUGUGGGAGAGAGACCAGCCACACCACGAUGUAGAGCAAUACUGUUAUGCACAGUAGGCUUGUGAUACCAUAGGCAGAAGUUGUUACAUAUAUAAACAUGACUUUAGCUAAGAUAUAGUAACAAACUAAAGUUAAACCAUAGAAACUGAUUUGACUAACUAUACAAGCCUAUAUUUUAGUUUAAGCUGAAACAAUUAAACAAAAUUAGUUAAUGGGUAGGAUGAGCAAUGCUUGGUUUUUUUUUUUUAUGACAGUGAUACCCUUUAUUAGUAACAAGGUUUAAUUACUCUUUUGGUCCCUUAAUUUAUUUUUUGGUUUCGUUUUGGUCUCUUAACUAUUCAAAGUU